Molecule: messenger RNA, 1467 nt
Organism: Dipodomys ordii (Ord's kangaroo rat)
Lineage: Eukaryota; Metazoa; Chordata; Mammalia; Rodentia; Heteromyidae
Product: cullin-7-like
Exons: 8
Coding region: 103-1467 (454 amino acids)
Cellular component (GO): Golgi apparatus
Source: RefSeq, a predicted model, not a curated record
GGCAUUGACACACGCAUUCGGGGUUUGGAGAUCCUGGGCCCUAAGCCCAUUUUCUGGCCAGUGUUCCGGGAGCAGCUAUGUCGUCACACACGCCUCUUCUACAUGGUUCGGGCACAGGCAUGGAGCCAGGACAUAGCAGAGGACCGCAGAAGCCUCCUGCACCUGAGCACCAGACUCAAUGGGGCUCUGCGCCAGGAGCAGACCUUCGCUGAUCUUUUCCUCCCUGAUGAUGAAGCCGCCCAGGCACUGGGCAAGACCUGCUGGGAGGCCCUGGUCAGCCCCCUGGUGCAGAACAUCACCUCUCCUGAUGAGCAUGGAGCUAGCCCCCUGGGCUGGCUCUUGGACCAGUAUGUGGAAUGUCGGGAGACUGCUCACAACCCCCAGAGCCGGGCAGCAGCUUUCUCUUCUAAGGUGCGGCGCCUCACCCACCUGCUGGUGCACGUGGAGCCCUGUGAGACAGCGCCCCCGGUGGUGGCCACCCCUCGGCCCAAGGGUAGAAACAGAAGCCAUGAUUGGAGCUCUUUGGCUACUCGGGGCCUGCCCAGCAGCAUCAUGAGAAACCUGACCCGCUGUUGGCAGGCUGUGGUAGAGGAGAAGGUGAACAACUUUCUGACCUCACACUGGCGGGACGAUGACUUUGUGCCACGCUAUUGCGAGCGCUUUUAUAACCUCCAGAAGUCCAGCUCUGAGUUGUUUGGCCCACGAGCAGCCUUCUUGCUGGCGCUGCAGAAUGGCUGUGCUGGUGCUCUGCUAAAGCUCCCUUUUCUCAGAGCUGCCCACGUGAGUGAGCAGUUUGCUCGGAACAUUGACCAACGAAUUCAAGGCAGCCGGAUUGGUGGAGCCCGGGGAAUGGAGAUGCUGGCACAAUUGCAACGAUGCCUGGAAACUGUCCUCGUUUUCUCCGGUCUAGAGAUAGCCACCACUUUUGAACAUUACUACCAGCACUACAUGGCAGACCGGCUCCUGAACAUGGGCUUCAACUGGCUGGAGGGGGCCGUGCUGGAGCAGAUCGGCCUCUGCUUCCCCAACCGCCUCCCCCAGCAGAUGCUGCAGAGCCUGAGCACCUCGGAGGAGCUGCAGCGCCAGUUCGAUGUCUACCAGCUCCAGCAGGUCGAUCAGGAACUCCUGAAGCUGGAAGAUACAGAGAAGAAAAGCCAGGUGGGCAAUGAGGCCAGUGGACAGGAACGUGAAAGCCAGAAGGAAGAGGAUGCUGGAUUAGCAGCAGCCAUAGCCAUGACACAAGGAGAGGAGGAGGAAGAAGAAGAACAAGAGGAGGAAGAAGAGGAGGAAGGGGAGGCGGACCUCUACUCUGAAGGAGCAAUGCCAAAAGUGUCUGUCAUUGUCCUGUCCCCGCGCUAUUGGCCUGUUGACUCCAUCUGUCACACUCUGGACCCCCAAACCUGCCUGCCCCCCUCCCUGAGGGGCACUUUGACUCGAUACUCCAACUUCUAUAACACGAGUGAGUAG